GAGGUCUACUGUGCAACAUCACAUACAGUAGACACUUCAUAUACUAAGGAAGAAAGAAAACACAUCAGAAUGAAUUCAUCUGUAUCUAAAGAGUAUACGAACGGCUUUGUCCACAUUGAAGAUUCAUAUGAUUCAGAUGGGACGUUGUUCCUUACCGAGUCUUUUAAAGUGAUUGUGGAGGAGAUACUUCACAAGGGAACUGACAUAAAAGAGAAGGUGUGUGAGUGGAAAGAUCCAGAUCAGCUGAGAUCUCUACUGGAUCUGGAGCUUAGGGAUCAUGGAGAAUCUCACGAACAGUUACUGAAAAGGGUGAAGGAUGUGGCGAAAUACAGCGUUAAAACUUGUCAUCCUCGGUUCUUCAAUCAGCUGUUUGCUGGUAUAGACUACCAUGCAUUGACGGGACGAUUCCUCACUGAGACACUCAACACCAGCCAAUAUACCUAUGAAGUGGCUCCAGUGUUUGUCCUGAUGGAGGAGGAGGUGCUUAGGAAGCUUCGAUCUCUGGUUGGAUGGUCAGAAGGAGAUGGAAUAUUUUGUCCAGGUGGAUCUAUAUCCAACAUGUACGCCAUGAAUACCGCACGAUACUGGGCCUUCCCCAAUGUGAAGACACAAGGAUUGUGGGCCAUACCGCGCCUGGCCAUAUUUACAUCACAGCAGAGUCAUUACUCCAUGAUGAAAGCAGCUGCUUUUCUUGGUAUUGGGACGGAGAAUGUUUUUGUCGUGAAGGCGGAUGAGAGGGGCAGCAUGAUACCAGAGGAUCUGGAGGCAAAAAUCGUGCUGGCAAAAUCCCAAGAUGCUGUGCCAUUUUUUGUCAAUGCCACAGCAGGCACAACAGUGCAGGGCGCCUUUGAUCCUCUGAACCAAAUCGCUAACAUAAGCGAAAGAAACGGCAUCUGGAUGCAUGUUGACGCUGCAUGGGGUGGAAGCGUGCUGUUCUCCAAAAAACACAGACAUCUGGUCUCUGGAAUAGAAAGAGCCAACUCUGUGACCUGGAACCCCCACAAAAUGCUUCUCGCUGGCCUGCAGUGCUCUGUGGUUUUGUUUAGAGACACCACGGAUCUGCUGAUGCACUGUCACAGUUCAAAAGCAACCUACUUGUUCCAACAAGACAAGUUUUACGAUACAAGCCUAGACACGGGAGACAAAUCUAUCCAGUGUGGCCGUAAGGUGGAUUGUUUGAAGCUUUGGUUGAUGUGGAAGGCAAUUGGAUCGCAUGGAUUUGCAGAGCGUGUAGACAAGGCAUUUUCCCUUGCAAGGUAUUUAGUGGCAGAAAUGAAGAAGAGGGAACAUUUUCAGCUGGUGUCUGAGAGGCAGUUUGUGAACGUCUGUUUCUGGUAUAUACCUCCCAGUCUGAGAGGGAAAGAGAACAGCAUAGAUUAUCAGGAAAAACUAUCAAAGGUGGCACCAAUCAUCAAAGAAAGAAUGGUGAAAUGUGGAACAACGAUGGUGGGCUACCAGCCUAUGGAUGGAUACGUCAACUUCUUCCGGAUGGUUGUUGUUUCUCCUCAGCUCACCACUAAAGACAUGGAUUUCCUUCUUAAUGAGAUAGAGAGACUAGGCAAAGACCUGUAAUUAGUUAAAAAUAUGUAUAUUGCCUUGUAGUAGCUAUUUUUACAUCCACUUUUGAAUUGAGCAAUUGUCUUAAAAUGUAAAAAUCCUAAUUAUAAUGAGAUUAGAUAUAUGUAGAGGAAGUAUAUAAAAUAAUCACUGAUAGAUGUCCCUUAACUGAUGCACCACACACUCUGCUAUAUUUUUAUAGGGGACAUAUCAUGAAAAUUUGACUUUUUCCAUGUUUAAGUGCUAUAAUUGGGUCCACAACCUAUCAACCUAAAAAAUUGUUAAAGAACAACCCAGUUAGUUUUAGUUUUGGUAAACCAUUCUCUACAAACAUAGGUCAUUGAAAAUAGGUCAUUGAAAUUUGGCUCCUCUUGUGAUGUCAGAAUGUGAUAAUCCCGCUCUUAAUCUGCACUAUCCAACCACUGCCAAUAAGGGCAGAGAUCAGCUCAUUUGCAUUUAAAAGGACACCCAAAACGAACACAUUUUUGCUAAAACCUACAAAGUGGCAAUUUUACCAUGCUAUAGUAAAUUAUCUAUAUGAUAUUUUGAGCUAGAACAUACAUACAUACAUACAUACACAAACGAGUCUUGUGAAAUGUCCCCUUUACAUAUAGGACAUGCUUUUAAAGUCAAUGGAUCUAAUAGAUUCUUGUUCAUAUAAAAAUGAAAAAAAUCAUUGUUUAAGUUGCUGUAAGUGAUUUAAACCAUGUUAAUUAGACUCCUUCUUUCCAAUGUCUCUUCAAGCACACACCCUCUUUUUGAAUCCUCUCACAAAAACUGUGACUUUAAGGGAUAAUUCACCCAAAAUUGAAACUUUCGUUAUUUACUCACCUUCAUGUUGUUCUGUAGCCUUCCUGUAUGAGUUUCUUUAUUUUUUGAACACAAAAGAAGACAUUUUGAUAAAUGAUGGUGCACGGUUAAUGGUAUCCAUUGACAUCCAUAGUAUUUGUUUUUCCUAAAAGUCAAUGGGUGCUGUCAACUGUGUGGUGGUUGCCAUCAUUUAUCAAAAUGUCUUCUUUUGUGUUCAACAGAAUAAACUCAUACAAGUUUUGAAUAACUCAAGAGUGAGUAAAUUAUGACAGAAUUGUUAUUUUUGGGUAAACUGUCUCUUUCACAAGUCUGUCAUUUAGACUGUGAUAUUUUAGGACACCAUUUCUGGUGAUAUAGACAUUUUAUACAUGGUAUUAAAUUAAUAAUAUUUAACAACACAUAAAACUGUUAUGUUUAAAAAUGCAAUAUCUUUUUCAAAAUUUGUAUAUCAUUUGUCUUUGUUUGUUUAAUUUUUUGAUACAAUUGACAUUCCUGUUAUUUUAUUGUAAUGUUUUGUCCAAUGUACUAUUUUUAUUUUGUGUUGGUGUCCAAGGAUACUUUAUAAAUUAGUUGAUGUUAUACAAAGGUGCUACCAGUGCAACUUGUUCCACAAGUAUGCUUUAUUUUUCCAUAAAUGCACACCGUGUGACCCGGUCAAAUGUCUUAAAAUAACCACCAUAGCAGUGUUUGUGGUAACCAUGGUAUAAGCACAAUAAUUGACUCUGAUCCUUUGAAUAAUUAGAAAAUUCCCACCUUCGGGUGUGCAUUAUUUACGAAUAAUCCAAUGGCAUAUUGUCAAUUAUUUCUUACAUAUAUAAACAUUGUGACCCUGUCCGUGAAAUCCAGACUAAAGUCUCAUAAUCUAAUUUGAUUUCACUCAUAGUUUUUAAUUUCAAUGACAUCAGUAAAUAUUAAAGAUAUUAAGAUUAUAUUUUCACAAAAUGUUCUUUAUAUAAUGUAACAUGAUUUUAUGUAGAAAAUUAAAUCCCAAAAAAUUACAUUAUCUGUUAUACACUACAUUAUCUGUUAUACACAAACUGCGUCAGAUUGUUCACAGCCUUUUUUUUAAC
Messenger RNA from Paramisgurnus dabryanus, 3437 nucleotides. RefSeq names its product cysteine sulfinic acid decarboxylase (gene csad). Gene Ontology annotation, molecular function: pyridoxal phosphate binding; sulfinoalanine decarboxylase activity. The record is from RefSeq and is a predicted model, not a curated record. Gene Ontology annotation, biological process: carboxylic acid metabolic process; taurine biosynthetic process. NCBI's taxonomy places the organism in Eukaryota, Metazoa, Chordata, Actinopteri, Cypriniformes, Cobitidae. Gene Ontology annotation, cellular component: cytoplasm.